Messenger RNA from Hyla sarda, 3444 nucleotides. RefSeq names its product ring finger protein 40 (gene RNF40). Gene Ontology annotation, cellular component: HULC complex; nucleus. NCBI's taxonomy places the organism in Eukaryota, Metazoa, Chordata, Amphibia, Anura, Hylidae. Bases 342 to 3275 code for a protein of 977 amino acids. Gene Ontology annotation, molecular function: metal ion binding; ubiquitin protein ligase activity. The transcript has 20 exons. The record is from RefSeq and is a predicted model, not a curated record.
UCUCCCUCACUCGUCCUGUCUCUCUCCCCUUAUCUCCGCUCUGGUCUUCGGCGUCCGGUCUCCAAGACAACUGGUUACCACUAGCAACGGCGGGUGGGCGGGUUCAUAACUUAGCAGCCAAUAGCAGCCGAGCUUCCCAUGAUUGAUAGCCACAGCGACUAUUAAGUGCACAGGAGAAGCGCAGGAGGGAGGAAGUGACGUAUAGCUGGUGGAUGUCGGGGCGCAUGCGCGCUGUGCACAGGGUGACUUCCGGCUGUAGUGAGUGAAGGCUGUGGAGAAGAUGUGAGGCAUUUGGAGCCGUACAGAGACGUAUCUUGAAAGGUGACUGGCAGCGGUCCGCCAUGUCUGCCUCCGGGAGUAAGAGAGCCUCUGGAGAUGGAGCAUCAGGUCCUCCAGAGAAGAAGGCCAACCAUGAGGAGAAGACGCCCACAACACUCAUCGAGCCCAUCCGGCUUGGUGGCAUCUCCUCUACGGAGGAAAUGGACAUGAAGGUUUUACAAUUUAAAAAUAAAAAGUUGGCGGAACGUCUGGAGCAGCGUCAGGGGGUGGAGGACGAGCUGCGGGAGAAGAUAGAGAAGCUGGAGAAACGGCAAGCCACCGAUGAUGCCACGCUUCUCAUCGUGAACCGCUACUGGAGUCGGCUGGAUGAGAACGUGCAGCAGUUAUUGAAGGAAUAUGAAUCUGAGGCGGGGGUGCAGAGCGCUGAUGGGGCCCCCGAGAACAAGGAGAGUCCCCGAGACCCUGAGGCUGUGGAGGAGACCCCCACGGAAGUCAUGGACAGUAAAGACCCCUGUACACCUCCAGUUGUGCCGACGUCUCUGGCCCCAUCGGGCGUUCUCCCAGAAUCCUCUCUCACAUUUUUGGCUACCCUGGCCUGCAGCACCCCUGAGGAGAUCGAGCUGCAGCUGCAGGGGCGCAUGGAGUUCAGCAAGCGAGCCGUGUCCUGCAUCCUGAAGACUUCCAACAAGCUGCACGUCCAGAUGCAGGAGCUGUGCGAGCGCGUUCAUAGUGCCGACUGUGACCCGGUGGAUGAGGCUCUGCGGACUCCAAAUAAAGAUCUCUUCAGUGAGAAUCACAAGCUCCAGGACCUGGCCACCAUCCUGCAGGAGAAGCACCACCGCAUCUCCUUACAGCACCAUGAACUGCAGGACAGAGUCACCUCCUCUGAAACCAAAGUGUCUGAGAUGGAGCGCAGCAUUGAGGAUCUGCAGUGGGACAUCGAGAAGCUGCGCAAACAUGAGCAGAAGCUGAACCGCCACCUAGCGGAGGCCCUGGAGCAGUUAAAUUCUGGACACCACAUUUCAGGAAGUUCUGGAAGUUUCCAGGGAGGACAGACGACGCUGACUGUGCAGAAGUUUGAGAUGCUGAACGCAGAGCUGGAGCAAAACCAGGAUUUGGCCAAUAAUCGGAUGUGUGAGUUGGAGAAGCUGCAGAACGAGCUACAGGCGGCCGUGAGGCUGAAGGAGAAGCUAAAGCUGGAUCUGCGGACCCUCCCGGAGGAGGCGGUCAGGGGGACGCCAGAUUUCCGCUGUCUGCAGUCCCAGUUCUCUCUUCUCUACAAUGAAUCCCUCCAGGUGAAGACACAGCUGGAUGAGGCGCGCGCUCUGCUCCUCAGUACAAAGAACAGUCACCUCCGGCAGAUAGAGCGCAUGGAGAGUGAGGAGCUGUCGGUCCAGAAGAAGCUGCGCACAGAGGUCAUCCAGCUGGAGGACACGCUCGCCCAGGUCCGCAAGGAGUACGAGAUGCUGAGGAUAGAGUUUGAGCAGAAUCUGGCUGCAAACGAACAAGCAGGUCCCAUUAAUCGUGAAAUGCGUCAUCUGAUCGGAAGUCUACAGAACCACAACCACCAACUGAAGGGCGACGUCCAGCGGUACAAGCGCAAGGUGCGAGAUGCCCAAGGAGAGGUGAGCAAGAUGCGUCUUCAGGCUCCACAUUGUCCCAGCUCAGGAUUGUCCGGUGCUGAGGUCACCGCUCCGCCAAUUAAAGAGGAGGAGUCUCCAGCUGUAGAUGUGAAGAAGGAGCCACACGCCCCUGUGAUACGAGACCCAGAAACCCCGACCACCCCCGAGGUGAAGAAAGAAGAGGAGGAGCUAAAGAAAGAGCUGGAGCGGAGCAAGACCCGUGAGCGAGAACUGGAGCGGGAGCGCGAGAAGGAUCGGGAGCGGGAACGGGAGAGAGACAAACAGAAGGGAGAAGACCCCAAGAGGAAGGACUCCGACAUCCUGAAACCGCUCCGGGCAGAGCUCAAGAAAGCUCAGGAGAGUCAGAAAGAGAUGAAGCUGCUUCUGGAUAUGCACAAAUCGGCCCCCAAGGAACAACGUGAUAAAGUGCAACUGAUGGCAGCAGAGAGGAAGACCAAGGCAGAGGUGGAGGAGCUGCGGUUACGGGUUCAGGCUCUUGAAGAAAAGGAUCGGAGAGAGCGGAAGAAGCUGGCGGAUGAGGAAGCACUACGAAAGAUUAAACUGGCCGAGGAGCAAAUAGAACAUUUACAGCGGAAACUCAGUGCAACCAAACAGGAGGAGGAGGCUUUGUUGUCGGAGAUGGAUGUGACGGGGCAGGCGUUUGAGGAUAUGCAGGAACAGAACAUCCGUCUGAUGCAGCAGCUUCGAGAAAAAGAUGACGCCAACUUCAAGCUGAUGUCGGAGCGAAUCAAAUCCAAUCAGAUCCACAAACUGCUGCGAGAAGAGAAGGAGGAGCUGGCGGAGCAGGUGCAAGGCCUGAAGACUCAGGUGGACGCGCAGCUCUUACAAGUGCAGAAGCUGGAGGAGCGGGAGCGGGUUCUGCACACGUCACUGGCCACCAUAGAGAAGGAGCUGACCCUCCGGACGCAGGCCUUAGAGAUCCAGAAGAGAAAGGCGGUGGAAGCGGCUCAGCUAGCAGAGGACCUGAAGGUUCAGCUUGAACACAUUGUAAGCACGCUACGAGACACGCAGAGCUUUGUGUGCGACAACCGCUCCGCCAAGGAAAAGGAGUCCUUCAGCCUGAAGCGAGCACAGGAAGAGAUCUCACGCUUGCGAAGAAAACUGGAGAAACAAAAGAAGAUGGAGGUUUAUGCUGACGCUGACCAGAUCCUCCAGGAAGAGAUAAAAGAAUACAGAGCCCGUCUCACCUGCCCGUGCUGUAACACCCGUAAGAAGGAUGCCGUCCUCACAAAGUGUUUUCACGUCUUCUGCUUCGAGUGUGUAAAGACCCGAUACGACUCCAGACAAAGAAAAUGUCCCAAGUGCAACGCGGCUUUUGGCGCACACGAUUUCCACCGGAUUUAUAUCAACUAGUGGAGGGAAGAAGGACUGAGUGAUCUGUGGGUCACAUGGGGGGGAGGGGGAUCCUCUUUUCACAUUGGACAAUAAAGACCAAUAGGAUCUAGUAGAUUGGUUGGCAGGACAUGUGACCUCUCUGUAUUAUAUGUGUUACUCUCUGAUAAAAGUCAAUUGAGGUAGAGGU